GUUAUGAGCCGCGGCUCCGGAUAGACCAUGCUCAUCUCUCAGCAUCAGCAGCGCCGCUAUAUAACCUGAGCAUCCACCACACAGGCAUCCAGAAAAUAGCGUGUCACCUCGCAAGAAGGGUUAUGAGAGCACACUAACGAGAGAUACGGCAAAAGGUUUCGACAAUGACAAAAUCCUACACAGACAACAGCAUCAUGCCGGAGUCCCAAAGUACCUCCAACUGGACCGACGAAUGCCUGAGCUCUCAAGACGAACACGACAUGGAAAAGAAAAAUGACGAGGACCCCAUGGCUAAAGACGACGAGGACGAGGAUGACGAGCUUAGCAGACUGGAGGACGACGAGGAAGAAGACGAGGAAGAGGAGGAUGAAGAUGACCAGAAACCUAAGCGACGAGGGCCCAAGAAAAAGAAAAUGACCAAAGCCAGGCAACAGCGUUUUAAACUUCGGCGCAUGAAAGCCAACGCGCGAGAAAGGAACCGCAUGCACGGACUCAACGACGCCCUGGACAGCCUGCGCAAAGUUGUCCCGUGUUAUUCCAAGACGCAAAAGCUCUCCAAGAUCGAGACCUUGAGGCUGGCGAAGAAUUACAUCUGGGCGCUUUCGGAAAUCCUGAGGUCAGGCAAAAGCCCCGACUUGAUGUCUUUCGUGCAAGCCCUCUGCAAAGGCUUGUCGCAGCCCACGACAAAUCUGGUGGCCGGGUGCCUUCAGCUGAACCCCAGAACUUUCCUUCCGGAGCAGAGCCAGGAAAUGCCCUCACAUAUGCAAACGGCCAGUGCUUCCUUCCCGGUCCAUCCGUUCACCUACCAGUCUCCCGGUCUUCCCAGUCCUCCGUACGGUACCAUGGACAGCUCCCACAUCUUUCACGUGAAGCCGCACUCGUACGGGAGCGCGCUCGAGCCUUUCUUCGAGAACGCGCUCAAUGACUGCACGAGUCCUUCCUUUGACGGACCUUUGAGUCCACCUCUGAGCGUCAACGGGAACUUCUCCUUCAAGCACGAACCGGCGUCGGAGUUCGAGAAAAAUUAUGCCUUCACCAUGCACUAUCCGGCAGCCGGACUGGCGGGGGCACAGGGUCACGCUUCCCUUUACGCGAGCUCUGCCCCUCGGUGCGAAAUCCCCAUGGACAGCAUCAUGUCGUACGACGGACAUUCCCAUCACGAGCGAGUCAUGAGUGCCCAGCUCAAUGCUAUUUUUCACGAUUAACGGGGAAAGGAUAAAAAACAAAAACAGAAAUAGCACGUUGAAGAACCCAAUCAGACGUACUCAGUGACUGUCUUUUCUACGCGUCCUCAAAUUGAGUACCAUCGCUACAAAAGUGCAAAUAUACGUUUAUUUUGAAGUAUGUACUUAAUGUUGUUACUGCCUUGAGGAGAAUCGGGGGUCCCCAGUCCCAUUCCCCUUAUGUAUUAUAUGUACUCUAUAUAGCGCUUCUAUAUCUAAGCCACGGUCUAACGGAAAAAGAAGAACGGUGGCACUAUCUGAUCCAUUUAACAAAACCGCAAGCAAUAAUUAGGAAUCUAUGCAAUUUUUAAACAAAUAUGGGCCAAUUAAAAUAUAUAUAAAAAAUAUAUAUAUAUUUUUCAACCAGCAUUUUACUACUUAUCUUUCCCAUGCUGAAUUAUUUUGUUGUGAUUUUGUACAGAAUUUUUAAUGAACUUUUAUAAGGUCGAUUUCCUUUUUUAACCCAUGCAGCUCCAUCAAUAUUUUAUAAUAAAAAGAAGUAAAAAAAAAAAGAAAAGUAGAAUUAUGUCUAAUUUAUAUGAAAAGAAAAAAAAAAUUAAAUAAUCUAACCAGCAGACAAGUGCUUAGAAAUCUAUUCUGUUGCCUUAGCACUUCUUUACUGUAAAAUCAUGCAAGCUUGCACAAUUCUAUUUUAUUCUCCCACAAAUUUAUGUUGGUCUUUGGUGAAAGGAGGAAAUUAAAAACUUGUAUCCGAAUAAUAAUAAUAAUAAUAAUAAUAAUAAUAAUAGUAAACCCUGUCCAAGGACUAUUCAUGCCUUGCACCCUAUUCUUGCUGGGAUAGGCUCCAGCUUCCUGGUGAUCUUGCUCUGGAUAAGCGGACUUAGAAAUUUGAUGAAUGGAUGGAUGGAUGAAUGGAUAAUAAUAAUACUAAUACUACUACUACUAACAAUAAUCAUCAUCAUCCUCACCCUCAUCAUCUUAUUAUUAUUAUUAUUAUUAUUAUUAUUAUUCCUGUCCAGGAACGGCUCCUGCCUUUCGCCCUUUGCUUGCUAGGUUAGGAUCCAGCCUGCCCACAAUUCUGCCCAAGAUAAAGCGGGUUUAGAAAAUUAAUGGAUGGAUAAUAUAAUAUAAUAUACUAAUAACAAUAGCCAUAAUGAUAAUAUCUGAUGCACCCUCUUCAGGAAUUGUUCCUGCCUUGGUCUAUAUGCUUGCUGGGAUAGACUCCAGCU
Polypterus senegalus (gray bichir) is the source of this 2413-nucleotide messenger RNA. RefSeq names its product neuronal differentiation 1 (gene neurod1). The transcript has 3 exons. Gene Ontology annotation, biological process: regulation of DNA-templated transcription; nervous system development. The record is from RefSeq and is a predicted model, not a curated record. Bases 165 to 1205 code for a protein of 346 amino acids. Lineage: Eukaryota; Metazoa; Chordata; Cladistia; Polypteriformes; Polypteridae. Gene Ontology annotation, molecular function: protein dimerization activity.